AUCUCUCCUGGUAACUCUCUAUUUCUCUUUCUCCUGCUCUAAAUCUGCUGAUUUUUUUUAAUUAAUUGAACAAAUUUCCAGAAAUUAUCUACGGAGUACUUUUGUUUGCUGUUCUUCUCUUUGGAUUUUCGAUCUGGUGAACUAGUUAUGCGUACCAGAUUACUAGAACUUUUACUGUUUCUUUUUUUGCUCGAAUUCAUCUUCGAUUCGUAGAAAUGAUUACUUCUUGUUCUGGGUGUGUUUUAUAAGAAUAGAUGCUGGCUGAACAUCGGAUGAGCUCGAUUUGAGGGGGAUAACUCUCGGUGGUACUCGUUUUUAGACUUUAAGUAGCAUUUGUAUCUGUUUCAUUUCUUGUCAUGGAUUCUAGAUUGGUACAGAAUCAGGCGCGGGAAUCGCCAACUGAGAGUGCCAGUUCACGUGAUACGUCACCUACUGCUGAUGGAAUCGUGACGAAGAAGCGGGAUAAUGAGAGGAAUGAUAACGAUUGUUUUGAGCAAUCAGUAGUUAGGAGGAUCUUUACAGGAGAUAAAAUUACCCUCCGUACCAUAGCUGAGGAAAGAAUCGAUGUCAUCUCUGAGAAAAUGCAAAUUCUUCCAGAUGAACACUUUGAAGAGCUGAAGAAUGGCCUGCGUGUUGUUCUUGAAGGGAAUGGCGGCUCACAACAGCGGGAAGAAUUCUUGGGCUUGCAGAAGCUUGUUCAAAGUAGGUCAGACUUGACCCCUAAGACAUUGCUACGAGCUCACCGUGUGCAACUUGAAGUACUUGUUGCUAUGAAGAUGGGAAUCCAGGCUUUCUUACAUCCUAAUGUCUGCCUUUCUCAAACUUCUCUCAUUGAGAUUUUUGCCUAUAAGAGGUGCAGAAAUAUUGCGUGCCAAAAUCAGCUCCCUGUAGAUGACUGUACCUGUGAUGUGUGCACAAAUAAAAGUGGUUUCUGUAAUGUAUGCAUGUGUGUGAUAUGUACCAAGUUCGACUUUGAAGUGAAUACUUGCCGAUGGAUUGGCUGUGACUUAUGUUCACACUGGACUCAUACAGAUUGUGCAAUUCGUGAUGGAUUAAUUUGUAUGGGUACUUCUGCUAGGGUUGGGACUGGACAGGCUGAGAUGUUGUUUAGGUGUAGGGCUUGCAACAGGACCUCCGAACUUUUGGGUUGGGUUAAAGAUGUGUUCCAGCACUGCGCGCCCACUUGGAGCAGGACAGCUCUUAUGACGGAACUUGACAUAGUUGGCCGUAUUUUCCGUGGAAGUGAAGAUGUUAAAGGUAGGAAAUUGUUCUGGAAGUGUGAGGAACUUAUAGAAAAGAUGAAGGGUGGACUAGCUGAGGGAACAGCUAGCAGAGCGAUCCUGAUGUUCUUCCAAGAGCUCGAGACGGACCCAUUGAGAAAUGCAGGAAUAGGAGAAGGUGGAAGACUGUUAGCACCACAGGAGGCCUGUAAACAAAUUGCAGAAGUUGUACAGGAAGCUAUAAGGAAAAUGGAAAUGGUGGCUGAUGAAAAGCUGAGGAUGUUGAAGAAAGCCCGGCUGGGUCUUGAGACUUGUGACCGUGAGCUUGAAGACAAAGCAAGGGAAGCGUCAGAGCUGAAGCUUGAGAGGCAGAGAAGGAAGCAGCAGAUAGAUGAGCUUGAAAGCAUAGUGAAACUUAAACAGGCAGAAGCAGAUAUGUUCCAGCUUAAGGCUGAUGAGACUAGACGAGAAGCUGAGAUGCUCCAGAAAAUCGCUCUUGCUAAAUCAGAGAAAUCAGAAGAAGACUAUCGCACUAGAUACCUUAAACUUAAGCUGAGUGAAGCAGAAGCGGAAAAGAAACACCUGUUCCAGAAAAUGAAGGCUCAAGAGACCUCUCGUUCUCUGCAUGGAAAUGAUACUAAUGACUCUUCACAGAUGUUUGCUAAUGCGCUAAAAAAUGUGUACAAUGUUUCUUCCAGUGCUGAUUGCCAGACUAAUGAGAGGAACUCUGGAAGAAAAAAUUCGUGAAAGAUGAUAUUGUAUCAUAUCUUUUGAAUGGUAGGGAAAAGAUGUCGUUUCUAGGACUUAUCAAGGUGCAAAUGCAGGUACUGGUUCAUUCACUUCAUUCCUUAAGUUUUUGCUAUUUAAUUGGCAGUUGUAUUGAAGUAGGAAAAGCCGAAUGUACGAGGUCUUGUUUGUAGUCGGUUCCUGUGUUUCUUUUCGGCAUGAAAUGUAUUUGCUGGCUGUAAUUGACAAACUGGUUUAGUAUAUAUAUAUAUAUGAGCAUAAUUUAUAUAUUA
Molecule: messenger RNA, 2239 nt
Organism: Spinacia oleracea (spinach)
Lineage: Eukaryota; Viridiplantae; Streptophyta; Magnoliopsida; Caryophyllales; Amaranthaceae
Product: OBERON-like protein
Exons: 3
Coding region: 357-1967 (536 amino acids)
Biological process (GO): maintenance of root meristem identity; regulation of gene expression; root meristem specification
Cellular component (GO): nucleus
Source: RefSeq, a predicted model, not a curated record